Messenger RNA from Symbiodinium sp. CCMP2456, 654 nucleotides. The record is from the annotation of a GenBank genome assembly. Lineage: Eukaryota; Dinophyceae; Suessiales; Symbiodiniaceae.
AUGGACCUGAUUGCGCAGCCUGACCGGGGAUCUCAAUUCCCCCCGGACUGCCCGACCCGGCCGUUCAUUGGCGCCCCAGGCACAGUGCAUCAAGCUUACUCGCUAGCCUUGCAGCAGCAGAUCACUGAAUGGAUUCGGCUAGCGCGGCUUGCGUCUCCUUUCAGCUCGGCCUUACCUCAGGUGCUCAAGUCUGUGCAGGCAGAUGUGCAUUUGGCAAAGAUGGUUUGUAGGCUUUGGGAUUCGAUGCAGUUCCAGGACGCCUCGGCAAAGUCGAUGCCCGAGCAAAUCGCGGCCCAGAUGCUGAAAAGAGUCCAGGAUGCGGGCAACGAGGUCGUUGACGCGAAGAAAGGUAAAGGCAGCUCGACCCUCUCCAUGGCCUAUGCGGCUUCUCGCUUCGCCCAUGCGGUGCUCGCGGGCCGAGCGGGUGAGCCGUGCGCGGAAACUGCGUUGGUGAAAACAGACAUAUAUCCAGGCGUGUCCUACUUCUCGACGAAGGUGACCUUCGGCCCCGAAGGGGUGGAGAAAGUUCACCCGGUGGGGCCGAUAUCGCCCAAGGAGCAGGCACACCUGGACUUAGCCGUCAAGACACUGGAGGCAGACAUCCAGGAGGGUCUUGCCUAUGCAGAGAACGUGGACCUGGCUGGCCGCCGCUGA